ACUCCAUUUCGAGUUUCACUCCCCUGCUCGACGAAAUGGCCUCCGUAGCGCUCAAAUCCUUCACCGGACUCCGUCAAUCGUCGCCUGAGAAGCCCCAUUUCGUCACUCAAACGAAGGCCACCCCGAACCCCCAAUUUCGGCGUCGAUUUUAUGUUUCCGCUGCCAAAACUAGCCCUAAAAUCGCCGGCCGCAACCUCAGAGUUGCGGUGGUUGGCGGCGGCCCUGCUGGAGGAUCGGCCGCUGAAACUCUCGCCAAGGGUGGCGUUGAGACUUUCCUGUUCGAGCGGAAGCUCGACAACUGCAAGCCUUGCGGUGGGGCGAUUCCGCUGUGCAUGGUUGGUGAAUUCGAUCUCCCGUUGGAUCUGAUUGACCGCCGUGUCACGAAGAUGAAGAUGAUCUCCCCAUCGAACGUUGCCGUCGACAUCGGCCAGACCUUGAAACCUCACGAGUACAUUGGGAUGGUUCGGCGAGAGGUUCUGGACGCGUAUCUUCGCGAGCGAGCCGCUGAGAAUGGAGCUAACGUGAUUAAUGGCUUGGUCAUGAAAUUGGACAUUCCGAAAGAACGAAAUUCACCGUAUGUCCUUCACUACACUUCGUACGAUGGAAAGAAAGGAGGCGUCGGAGAGAAGAAGACAUUGGAGGUUGACGCCGUGAUUGGUGCCGACGGAGCCAAUUCUCGCGUCGCCAAGGCGAUUGACGCCGGCGAUUACGAUUACGCCAUCGCAUUUCAGGAGAGGAUCAAAAUCCCAGAUGACAAAAUGGUGUAUUACGAGAAUCUUGCAGAGAUGUACGUAGGUGACGACGUUUCGCCGGAUUUUUACGGGUGGGUGUUCCCAAAAUGCGACCACGUCGCCGUCGGCACCGGCACCGUGACUCACAAGGCCGAUAUCAAGAAGUUUCAAAUAGCCACACGAAACAGAGCGAGAGACAAGAUCUCAGGGGGGAAGAUCAUCCGAGUUGAAGCACAUCCAAUCCCAGAGCACCCACGUCCACGAAGGUUGGCCGGGAGAGUGGCACUGGUGGGCGAUGCAGCCGGGUACGUGACAAAAUGCUCUGGCGAGGGCAUAUAUUUCGCAGCGAAGAGCGGGCGAAUGUGUGCAGAAGCAAUCGUGGAGGGGUCGGAAAACGGGAAGAGAAUGGUGGAGGAAUCAGACCUGAGGAAGUACUUGGAGAAGUGGGAUAAAACAUACUGGCCGACUUAUAAGGUUUUGGAUGUGUUGCAGAAGGUGUUUUACAGGUCGAAUCCGGCGAGGGAAGCUUUUGUGGAGAUGUGCGCGGACGAGUAUGUGCAGAAGAUGACGUUCGACAGUUACUUGUACAAGAGAGUGGUGCCUGGGAACCCAUUGGAGGACUUGAAAUUGGCUGUCAAUACCAUCGGAAGCUUGGUGAGAGCCAAUGCUCUGAGCAGGGAGAUGGACAAAGUCAGUUUAUGAGAGAACUGUGUCUAAUUAUAAGAAAAAACAUAUAUCUUUAGCUUCCCAAAGCACCCAGAGAUCAUCAUUUCAGGUUAAUGAAUCCUCAUACUUCACUUUUGUGGAGUUGAUUUUCCUUUACUCAAAUCUGUGUGCGCAAUGAAAGAGACCAUUGCUUUCAAUAUUAAGAGCCACCCUUCAAUGGAGUUGAAAAGGCAA
Messenger RNA from Cucurbita maxima (winter squash), 1631 nucleotides. Its product is annotated as geranylgeranyl diphosphate reductase, chloroplastic. The coding region runs from base 36 to 1433 and encodes 465 amino acids. Gene Ontology annotation, molecular function: oxidoreductase activity, acting on the CH-CH group of donors, NAD or NADP as acceptor. Gene Ontology annotation, cellular component: chloroplast thylakoid membrane. The transcript has 2 exons. Gene Ontology annotation, biological process: photosynthesis; chlorophyll biosynthetic process. NCBI's taxonomy places the organism in Eukaryota, Viridiplantae, Streptophyta, Magnoliopsida, Cucurbitales, Cucurbitaceae. The record is from RefSeq and is a predicted model, not a curated record.